Molecule: messenger RNA, 5376 nt
Organism: Boleophthalmus pectinirostris (great blue-spotted mudskipper)
Lineage: Eukaryota; Metazoa; Chordata; Actinopteri; Gobiiformes; Gobiidae
Product: histone acetyltransferase KAT7-like
Exons: 15
Coding region: 690-2531 (613 amino acids)
Biological process (GO): regulation of DNA-templated transcription
Cellular component (GO): nucleus
Molecular function (GO): zinc ion binding; histone acetyltransferase activity
Source: RefSeq, a predicted model, not a curated record
GCACUGCCGUUUGAGAAGACAUGUUUAAUUCAACAUAAGGAACAGGCUGUUCUUUGGUUCAGACUGAGACACACCAAAACAACACUGUGAUUGGUCAGAAUUAAAAACAACCGCCCUGAUGCUUUGCUCUUCCUCUUCUCUGAUUGGGUACAUGCAAAUAAGGCGCUCGUUCUGCAGCUUCACCAAGGCGCAAAAAUGUCUCUGGACUGGACCCAAUGCUGGUCUGGAUAUUCACAUUUUAGUUAUGGGCGCAUUUUUAAGAGAAUUUACUGUCUUAUUCCUAAAGAAUGUAACCACUUGUUUUAUGUGCAUUAUAUGUAUAUUUCACUGGCUCUAUGCAAAUGAGUCAGCUGUGGAGUCCCCGUACCCCACCCCCCAUUUGAUCAGCGGGUGAAGGUUUGAGGAGAGCCCCUCACUAGCCUCUCUUAUCUGCAACCCCCACUCACUAGCGAGACCAUUAGCUUGGCAGCCAUAAUUUCCGAUAAAUGGAGACUUAAAAUGCUUAUAUUUUGAGGAUACGCCACAAAGAAAUCACCUGUACGUCAAAAAGUCGGGUGAAUUUUAUUUAUUUUUUUAGACAAAGUUAUGGCAGAGGCGUAGAGACGCACUUGUUCGGUUCAACAGAGCUGUGAUUUUUUUGCUAUGUUAAAUAUGGGCAAUAAUGUGUAUUUCUAACAAGCGAGGACAUUAUGGGAACAAUGUGGAACUACCCGCUGCGGACGACAGGGAGCAGCUCAGAUGGCACAGAGGAUUCAGACUUCUCAGCUGAGGAACCUGCUGAGGUUGCGCGCAGACGCAGCAGUACCCGUCUGACCCGUGCGUCCCUCCGUCUCAGUCGGAGCUCACAAGACAGCAGAGUCCAGAGCAGUUCUCCUGUAGCACCAGAGGAGAGCCGAAGAGAAGAUCCAGUUGCAGCCUCUGUCUUCACAUCUGGGCGAAGAAUCACUCGCAGCCAGCUGGGGGCAGCAAACGCUACAGCCAAGAAGUACCCUCUGCGCCAAAGCAGGUCAUCAGGCUCAGACACUGAAACAAAUGAAAAACAUGGGGCAGACCGAGACGAGAGCCCUCCUCGAACCCCUACAGGUAACGCCCACUCGUCUGAGUCAGACAUUGAGGUGUCCAGUCCUGCAAAUGACAUCACAGAGGAUGAGAGGUUAGCCAAAGAGCUGUCACUCAAAGAGGCAGCUGCCCACGACCUGUCCCAUAGACCCAAGAGACGACGCUUCCAUGAGAGCUACAACUUCAACAUGAAGUGUCCCACUCCAGGAUGUAACUCACUGGGUCAUCUAACAGGAAGGCAUGAGAGGCAUUUCUCUAUAUCUGGAUGUCCGCUUUACCACAACCUGUCUUCUGAUGAAUGCAAGGGCAAAGCUACAGUGCGCGACAAGCAGGCUGAAGAAAGGGCGCUAUCACACCGGCAGGACGAAAACAGGCACUCCACAAGAAACCAGGCACCUACAGACCGUCAGUUGCGUUACAAAGAAAAAGUGACAGAGCUGAGACGAAAGAGGAACACUGGGCCAAACAAGGAGCAGAAAGACAAGCACAUAGAGCACCGUCAGAGCCACGGCAGCUGCAGAGAGCCUCUCCUGGAGAACAUCACCAGUGACUAUGACCUGGAGCUGUUCAGGAAGGCUCAGGCCAGAGCUUCCGAGGACCUGGAGAAGUUGCGACUGGCGGGUCAGGUGUCAGAGGGGGGCAACAUGAUAAAGACCAUCGUGUUUGGCAGAUAUGAGCUGGACACCUGGUACCACUCCCCUUACCCUGAGGAGUACGCCCGUCUGGGGAGGCUCUACAUGUGCGAGUUCUGCCUCAAGUACAUGAAGAGUCAGACCAUUCUCCGCAGGCACAUGGCGAAGUGUGUGUGGAAGCAUCCUCCAGGUGAUGAGAUCUACAGAAAGGCCAAUAUCUCAGUGUUUGAGGUGGAUGGCAAGAAGAACAAGAUUUAUUGCCAGAACCUGUGUCUACUGGCCAAGCUCUUCCUGGAUCACAAAACUCUGUAUUACGAUGUUGAACCAUUUCUCUUCUAUGUUAUGACUGAAGCUGACAACACAGGCUGCCAUCUUGUUGGCUACUUCUCCAAGGAGAAGAACUCUUUCUUGAACUACAAUGUCUCCUGUAUCUUGACCAUGCCACAGUACAUGAGGCAGGGCUACGGCAAGAUGCUCAUUGAUUUUAGCUACCUACUGUCCAAAGUAGAGGAAAAGGUGGGGUCUCCAGAGCGCCCCCUGUCAGACCUGGGCCUCAUCAGCUACAGGAGUUACUGGAAGGAGGUUCUGCUGCGAUAUCUCAACAACUUCCAGGGCAAAGAGAUCUCCAUCAAAGAAAUAAGCCAGGAGACGGCAGUGAACCCUGUGGACAUUGUCAGCACACUGCAGUCACUUCAGAUGCUCAAAUACUGGAAAGGAAAGCACCUGGUGUUGAAGAGACAGGACCUUAUAGAUGACUGGAAAGCCAAGGAAACCAAACGUGGGAAUGGAAAGACAAUUGACCCCACCGCCUUAAAAUGGACACCUCCAAAAGGAACGUAGAGGAGGUUCUGACACCCAUCACGCCUACACGUGCACAGGCACAGACAUUGUAUCUUUACAUAACAUGACGGUCUAUCUGGGUUCAGCAGUCAUUGCUGGUAAUGACACUUACAGACAGUUAUAGCUCUUGUUAGGAUCACAUCACAGCUCACUCAGUGAAUCAGACUUGUUUCUAGUAUUUUACUAUAGUAAUUACCCCAAACAAGAAUCUCCUUUGGUUAUCACUGUGAAUCAUUUGUAUGUUUUACAUACUGUGUACUCUUGAUAUCUGAGCUGUAGCUUUUUAACAGGAACAACUGUAGGCCUUAGGUCAUUUUACCAAUUAUAUACAUGUGGCAUGCUAGAGAUUAGGUUCUGCAAUCAAUAUGCUCAAAUCUUAAAUGUAAAAUAAUGAAACAUAGGUAACAGCCUGUGUCUGUUAUAUAUCUGAUCUUGUUCAUUAUCUACAUGAGGAAAUAAUUUGUGUGUUGCAAGUGCAAGAUAAUCACUUCAGAUUAAUAGAAAGAAAAUACACCCUUAUAUAUGCACAUAUUCAUAAAACUAUUUUAGAGUGGCUGUUUAAACCCAGAAAUGUUCACCUGCUUAAAACCCAAUAGCUGUCACUGGCCAGAUUUCAGUGUUUAAAACACUUUAUCAAAUGUUCUCUGUCCACAUUAUUAGAAACAUAUUUUCUAAGGUUUCAGAAUCUUAAAUAUAUAAUCACAAGAACACAAAAUGUUGUUCCAUUGCUUUUAAUGGUAGGGGUGUAACGAUGUUGGCGAUAUCACGAUAUCGUCGUAGUAAAAUUGCCACGAUAUUGUCGUGGCCUCGUCACGGUAUUAAAAUGUAUGUCUUCAGGCAAAAAUAAGAAUUUUCAGGCCGCUGCUGUGGUGCAUAGCACAGUAAAUUACAUGGAUCAUAAUUGUUUGCGACCGCGUCAUCGGCCAUCAGAGAGGUCCCAGUGUUCGCCGUGUUCAGGUAGCAAAUAGCAUUUGUUAUUUUAGGCUAUUAAUUAACCAAAUACGUUUAUGGCAAUAGUCUGUUCCAUUGAUCAACUUCAAAAAUGCCCUGCAUUUAGCCUAGUGUGAGAAAUGUUACAGUUGGACUAGAUCCAAACCCAGACUCCUGAAUCAGUGGGGAGCAGCUCAGGUUCAGACCGGGCUCAGGUGAGUUUGAGCGAGGAGUGGUUAGGUGCCUUGGCCUGAGAAGCGCUUUCCCUGAGAAGAACCAAGUGCACGGAGGACAGAACAAUAUAUAUACGAACCAAACUGGAUUCACUUCUGUCCGGAUGUUUUGCACCACCUCGGAACCAGCCACAGUCCUCGAACGCGUAGGACAAGAGCGGCCCACCCGGACCUAUAGUCCACAGCGCAUUCUCGCUUUCGUUGCAUGGGUUCAGCGCACAGAGGACGGCACAGAACCGCUCAGAACCAGUUCAUUGUGCACUGGUCUUACUCGCCCUUGUCUGGAACCAGCACAUGGAGGACGGGGCCUCUGGACCUAUCUGACCAAUGCGCUCGGAGGACGGCACAGGACCAAGGACCAGACCCCAGGCCAGUCCUGAGGGGCAGUGUGCUACGGUGAGUGUCUCCGUGUCUUUAUUGCUGUUACCCGAAGUACAGAGCAUUACACAGUCAGAGAGCACCUCACUUACCACUGAUGGGUGGACUUCAAGUGCAACCCAGAGAUGUAUUACAGUUGUUUAUUUAUUACUUGAAUUUUGCACCUCAACUUCAAAGGCUUUUCAAGCUGUUCAAAAUGUCAUUGAUAUGAAUAUGAUAAUAAAUGUUGUACCAAAUGACUUAUUAUGUAUAAUAUUGUAAUACCAUGAGCCUCCCCACCAUAUUGUGAGCUUUCCCACGAUAUCGCAAUGAAUAUCAUACCGUGACGUUCAUACCGUGAGGUUCAUACCAUGACAAUAUCGUAUCAUGAGACAUGGAUAUCGUUACACCCCUAUUUAACGCCCAUCAUGUAGAUGUGGCCAGGGUAGCUUCCUUCAUUUCAAAGUCUGGUAGGGGAUUUUGUCAUUUGUGCAGCUUCCAUUCUUACUGUAUAUAAUUCUACCUCUAAGGUUUUGCCACUGUUUAAAAAGCUAGAACAGUCCUAUGUUUUGUUAUUUCCCUGUGUAAACACAUAAAGCCAGAAAGAGCAUUUUACUAGAUUUUUUACUAUUUAUAAAAUAUUCUUGGUACGUAAAAUUUGUUAAAGAUAAAAGAAAGAAUGUUUGAGAAAAAAAGGUCAGAUAGUUUUAGUUCAUUUGUUUAAUAUUUUAUUUACUUUUUACCUUUUUAUUUUGGACAAUCCUAAUAUUUAUUUUGCCAAGCAUUGGCUGUGGGUCUAAUGUUCUGUGGCUCAACAUUUGAAAAGUUAAUAUUUGUUUUGUAUUGUCACCAUUAUUCAUUUUCAUCAUUGAUGACUCUUAUUGCAUGCAUUGGCACAUACUUAGAUAUACUUGUCUAAAAUAAUAGUCUAAAUUCAUAUAUCUUAACCUGUUAUAAUGCCAGAUAUAUUCAAAGGCCUUUUAUUUGCAAACCUCUCAGUUUGUUCAGUUUGUUUAGAAAGACAGGUGUAUCUAAUAAUGUGGCCAGUGAACCUUCUCUUCUGUGUUCUGUGCCAUUUUUUUCCAUUUCACACAUAGAAUAGAUUUUGCAUUUUACUUGCCAUUAAACAGAAUGGAAAGCAUACAUUAUCAUUUUAGCAGAUGCUUUUGAAAUAUAGCAAUUUGUCCGUGCGCUGAAACAUUUACAAAAGUGCAUUUACAAAUCUACCAUGUGCAUAGAAAUUGCUCAGACCAUUAGAAUCAAAGGGAUCAAAAAUCAUUCUUUUUAUUUGUAUUCAUACUUUUUGUGUCAUAAAAUAAAACAUG